AUGAGAAAGGAAGUAAUAACAAAAACGUCCAGAGAAGCUUUAUGUCAUUACGACCAGAAGAAAAACAAUACUUACCACUUACCACAGCCACAAAUAGACCUGAGAAUACGAAGCCACCGGAGAUAUACCAGAGAACGAGCAUACACCACAAAUAGUAGACCAAAGGAGACCAGACUAGCAGCAGCAAUACCAUCAGCAACACCAGCAGCAACACCAGCAGCAACACCAGAAGCAACACCAGAAGCAACACCAGAAGCAACACCAGAAGCAGCAGCAGCAUAG
Mucor velutinosus is the source of this 282-nucleotide messenger RNA. RefSeq lists its product as uncharacterized. The transcript has a single exon. The record is from RefSeq and is a predicted model, not a curated record. Lineage: Eukaryota; Fungi; Mucoromycota; Mucoromycetes; Mucorales; Mucoraceae. The coding region runs from base 1 to 282 and encodes 93 amino acids.